Molecule: messenger RNA, 842 nt
Organism: Rhododendron vialii
Lineage: Eukaryota; Viridiplantae; Streptophyta; Magnoliopsida; Ericales; Ericaceae
Product: large ribosomal subunit protein uL24z
Exons: 1
Coding region: 184-624 (146 amino acids)
Biological process (GO): ribosomal large subunit biogenesis; cytoplasmic translation
Cellular component (GO): ribosome; cytosolic large ribosomal subunit
Molecular function (GO): RNA binding; structural constituent of ribosome
Source: RefSeq, a predicted model, not a curated record
ACACCGGCCCAUAACUCCCUCACACAGUCUUCACUCUCUAUAGUGAUUUCCCACUGGGCCAAGACGAAACAAAAAACCACCAUAAAUACGCAGAAACCCUAAUCUCCUUCUUCCCUCCCCGGCCGUCAUUUCUGUCAAGAACUCAGAGAGAGAGAGAGAGAGAGAGAGAGAAUCACAGGCACGAUGAAGUAUAACCCACGUGUGACGAGCUCCCGCCGCAAGAACCGCAAGGCGCACUUCUCGGCGCCGUCGAGCCAGCGCCGCGUCCUGAUGAGCGCGCCGCUCUCCACCGACCUCCGGUCAAAGUACAACGUCCGCUCUAUGCCCGUUCGCAAGGACGACGAGGUCCAGGUGGUGCGCGGGACCUACAAGGGCCGGGAAGGGAAGGUCGUCCAGGUGUACCGCAAGAAGUGGGUCAUCCACAUCGAGCGCAUCACCAGGGAGAAGGUCAAUGGGUCGACGGUCAACGUCGGGAUCAACACUUCGAAGGUGGUGAUCACGAAGCUGAGGCUGGAUAAGGACCGCAAGUCGCUGCUCGAUCGCAAAGCCAAGGGCCGGGCCGCGGCGGAUAAGGAUAAGGGGACGAAGUUCACGGCCGAGGAUAUCAUGCAGAGCGUCGACUGAUGGAAUGAGAUCUAUCUAUUUGGUAAAAUUAAAGAAAUUGUUCUUGUUUUUUCAGUACUGCGCUGUUUUAGUUAUGGAUUUAUGUGAUGAGCUGUUAAAGGCUCGGCGUUUUGGUUUGGGAGUUAGGGUUAUGACCUAUGAGACUUUGUGGGGACAUUUUGAUCCAACUGGCACUGUUAUUUUUAGCUUAAUUGAUUAUGCUGCUAUGCUAUUUUCUA